This is a messenger RNA of Penicillium odoratum, 765 nucleotides long. RefSeq names its product nuclear transport factor 2 family protein. The transcript has 3 exons. The record is from RefSeq and is a predicted model, not a curated record. The coding region runs from base 1 to 765 and encodes 254 amino acids. Lineage: Eukaryota; Fungi; Ascomycota; Eurotiomycetes; Eurotiales; Aspergillaceae.
AUGUCUGAAAUUGAUUCAGCAAACCUGGUCGUACAGGUGAAAGGUCUUCUAGAUGAGGUCACCGCUUUGAAAGCCGAAUCCGAGGUCAGAAAGCUACACCACAAGUAUGGGUACUACUUAGACAAGUGCCUUUACAAAGAGGUGAGUGAGCUCUUCGCCGACCAUCCCGACACCUACGUCCAGUUUUUGAACGGCCGCUUCACCGGAAAAGAAGGAGUCCAGCGCCUUUAUAUGGAGCGGUUUGGUGGUCGUUUCGUUGCUGGUCGCAAUGGCCCAAUUGACGGCUGGCUGCUUGAUCACCUUAUGGCACAAGAUAUUGUCACCUAUGAUGCAUCAACAGGUCGAGCAAAGGCCCGAAUUCGCGCCUUCAUGUGUGCUGGAACCCAUGAAUCGAUGCCUGCCGAAUUUCCAGGGGGUCACAGACAAUGGUUCGAGGGUGGUCUAUACGAAAAUGAAUACUGUAUUCAAGAUGGGGUGUGGAAGAUCCUUCGUCUGCGAUACUAUCCAUUCUGGCAUGGGACUGUGGAGACGGGCUGGAAAAACGCGACCAACUAUGUUCCUUUGUACAAGGAGACUUUCCCGGUGGAUCCGUUAGGUCCAAAUGAGGUGAUUUCUGACGAGGCACUUUGGCCUGAUACGAGAGUGAUUCCUUUCCACUACAAACAUCCUGUCACUGGUCGGGAUGUGGCGGAAGUGGACAUGCAGGCCCCAAAGUGGAUGGAAGACCCAAGCACUGCUAAACCUGCAAGAAUUUUGACAGAUUAG